Corticium candelabrum is the source of this 1497-nucleotide messenger RNA. Its product is annotated as zinc finger protein 250-like. Gene Ontology annotation, cellular component: nucleus. The record is from RefSeq and is a predicted model, not a curated record. The transcript has 4 exons. Gene Ontology annotation, molecular function: DNA-binding transcription factor activity, RNA polymerase II-specific; RNA polymerase II cis-regulatory region sequence-specific DNA binding. Lineage: Eukaryota; Metazoa; Porifera; Homoscleromorpha; Homosclerophorida; Plakinidae. Bases 34 to 1320 code for a protein of 428 amino acids. Gene Ontology annotation, biological process: regulation of transcription by RNA polymerase II.
GGAAUACGCAUCUGAUUACCCGCUGUGGGCUCGAUGAUGAGUGGGGAAGGAAAUGUUUCUACAGGAGACACGGUCGAGCAUGGAAUGAGAUCAUCACCGUCUCAUGUUUCCUUGGAUGCUGAGAAGAACACCUCUUCAGUGGAAUUGUCUCGACAACCGGACGCACACGUUGUAGGGAACGCAGCAACAUCAAAGAAGCAUGGCGACAACAUUGAUGAGCUUGAUAAUUUACUGGAUGAGUCAACACAUAAUGCUGUUGUAACUUGUGGAGUGGUAGAUGCUUUCAAGGGUGUUGAGUGUGUCAGUAACAAUAAGAAGGGUGAAGCAAACAAUUCGGCUAGUACAGAUGUGCUACUUGGGCAUGAAAAACAGUGGGUUGAGAAUGACACAUUGGUUUUGGAAGAGUCAACUGACCUGGCACAAAUUGACAAAAACCCAUCAGUGUCGUAUGGCAGUGAUGGGCUAUUCAGUGUUGCUAUUGUGCCGGAUUGCUGUGAUGCAUCUUGUUUUGCUGACUGCAGACAUAAUGCUGUUAUCACCAACUCACAAAUGAUGCCAAGUCCCCAGUCCAUGCUUCACUUCACACAUGGACCUUCUGUUACUAUCCCAGAUGAUGAACUGGUGUUAUGGCCAUGCCGCUGGUUUGGCUGUUCCGACCAAUUUCUAUCUCUCCAAGACUUAGUAACUCAUAUUAACAACAUGCACGUUCAAUUGGAGAGUGAUCUGUAUAACUGCUACUGGGAGGACUGCAGUAGGCAAGGAAAAGGGUUCAAUGCCAGAUACAAACUGUUGAUACAUUUACGCUCUCACACUGGCGAAAAACCUUACCAUUGUACAGAGAUCGGUUGUAGGAGGAAAUUUUCUCGUCUUGAGAAUUUGAAAAUCCAUUUGCGUACACAUACAGGGGAAAAGCCCUAUGCAUGUGGGUAUCCUGGCUGCAACAAACGCUACUCGAAUUCUAGCGACCGUUUCAAGCAUAUUCGAACUCACACAGAAGACAAACCGUAUGGUUGUCGUCACCCUGGUUGUGACAAACGAUAUACAGAUCCAAGCUCACUUCGAAAACACAUGAAAACACACCAGACAUAUGGACGCAGCUUGUCAUGGAAUGGCAACACUACAACAAGUAGGGUUGGACCAAUUGGUGUGAGAGGUACACGAGUCGAAGGUGGUAAACGAGUGGGAGCCACAAGCUGGCUGUUUGAUGGCUACGAGAAUGACUUGCUAGAAGAAAGUGGGGACAGUGAAAGUGUCAAACUUAGAAUUCAGCGUUCAGAGGCUGCAUUACGUGAAGCAGAAGAAGAUUUACUGCUGCUGUAGUAGGUAGUUUUGUACAGAACAACUAAACAAUGUAGAAUCCCUUGUACCAUUCAAUUUUUGUAAUUCUUCAUAAACAUUUGUCACAAAGUAGAGCAUGCCUGCAGUGGUAUGUAAAUGUGUAACAUAUUUCUGCCAUUUUUCGCUGAUGCAUUCAAUUGAAAGACAUUUUUGACACUA